AUGAGGACUUGUAGCAUAAAUUCAUUUUGUCAGUCGCCUUCUGCAGAUGUAGUAGAAGCUUCUUUUGAAAUUGCUCAUAUGAUUGCGAAGCAGAAAAAACCGCACAGUAUAGGGGAGACAUUGAUAAAACCGAGUAUUUUGAAAGCUGCUAGUCUUGUUUUGGGAGAGGCGAGCAGUAAGAAACUUGCAAAGAUUUCUCUUUCGGAUUCUACAAUUAAAACAAGAAUUGAUGAGAUUGCACACGACAUUGAACUUCAGGUUAUCGAAAAAAUAAAGCUGUCGCCAUUUUUCGCCAUACAAUGUGACGAAACUACUGAUGUUGCCAACUUGUGUCAGUUGUUGGUAUAUGUCCGUUUUGUAGGAUCAAGUUCAAUUGAAGAAGACAUGCUCCUUUGCAAACCUCUCGAGACGACCUCUAAAGCUGAAGAUGUAUUCAAACUUGUUGCUGAAUUUUUUGAAAAUAAUGAAUUGAAAUGGGAUAAACUUGUAGGUGUCUGCACUGACGGUGCGCCGGCUAUGAUAGGAUCUCGUAGUGAAUUUAUUGCCAGAAUAAAACAAAAAAAUUCCGACGUUAUUGGAUCGCACUGUGUCAUCCAUCGAGACGCUUUGGCUUCUAAGACUCUCUCUACUUCGAUGAAAGAUAAGCUUGCGAUAAUAAUACGAACCGUCAACUACAUUAAAACUAGUGCCGUCAAUACACGAAUGUUUGCCAAAUUCUGUAAAGAUAUGGAUUGUAAUUACGAGAAUCUGCUUUUCCAUACAAAUGUUCGGUGGCUAUCGAAAGGAAACAUGUUAGCACGUGUGUAUGAGAUGAGGAAUGAGCUUACGCUAUUUCUGGAAGCUCAGGAAAAAUACGAUCUUCUCCUUUAUUUCAAAUCAGAUGAAUUUGUGCUGGUCAUGGCCUACCUUGUGGACAUUUUUGAAUCUCUGAAUAAAUUAAAUCUACUAUUACAAGGCAGAGAAACUAAUCGAAUAACUGACUACGGUUUCAUUCGUGCUUACAUAGCGAAGCUUGAAUUAUGGUAUCGCCGAGCUCAACAAGGAAACGCGGCCUCAUUCCCCAAUCUCGAUACUGCUCUUGACGAAAAACAAAUCAAGCUUGAUGGUGAUUUCAAGAGCGAUAUUGUGUCCCACCUACGUCUUUUAAAAGAAGAAUUUGAACGCUAUUUUCCAGAUUUGAAUGACACAGAACUUCCAGAAUGGAAACUUACAAGAGAUCCAUUUCGUGUCGAUGAAGACAUUCUUCCAAGCAACUUGCAAGAAGAAUUUUUGGAUAUGAAAUUUGAUUCAUCUGCAAAAGACGACUUUGAAGCCAUGCCGCUAACCGACUUCUGGGCAAAAUAUGUACGCAUAUAUAAGAGAGUAGGUAGCGUAGCAAUACGCACUCUGCUUCCGUUUUCAUCUACCUACCUUUGUGAAAGCGGGUUUUCUACUCUGGUGAAUAUAAAGACAAAACAACGGAAUAAACUUCAAUGUGAAUCAGAUAUGAGAUGUGCGUUAUCUGCUACAGUUCCUCGAAUUAAAUUACUUGUUUCGCAAAAACAGAUUCACCCCUCUCAUUGA
Messenger RNA from Styela clava, 1563 nucleotides. NCBI's taxonomy places the organism in Eukaryota, Metazoa, Chordata, Ascidiacea, Stolidobranchia, Styelidae. The record is from RefSeq and is a predicted model, not a curated record.